Messenger RNA from Triticum aestivum (bread wheat), 954 nucleotides. Its product is annotated as peptidyl-prolyl cis-trans isomerase FKBP18, chloroplastic. Gene Ontology annotation, molecular function: peptidyl-prolyl cis-trans isomerase activity. The transcript is spliced from 6 exons. Bases 63 to 761 code for a protein of 232 amino acids. The record is from RefSeq and is a predicted model, not a curated record. Lineage: Eukaryota; Viridiplantae; Streptophyta; Magnoliopsida; Poales; Poaceae. Gene Ontology annotation, cellular component: chloroplast thylakoid lumen.
GUGGCGGCAGGCGGGCAGCCGAGCGCGCGCCAUUCCGACCCACCAUCAUCCUUCCGGCCCCCAUGCCUCCUCCUCCGCCGUCCAUGGCUCCCUCCGCCCUGCCUUCCAGAACCUUCCACCCCCGCCGGCCCCACCCUCAACCCUCCUCCGCUCCCGCUCCUCCUCCGAGGGAGGCCACCGUCCCCUGCUGCGUCUCCCGGCGGAGGGCGGCCGCGCAGCUCCUCCUCUCGGCCGGCCUCCUGACCGCCGUCUCGUCCUCCCCGCCGGCGCCCGCGCUCGCUGCCAGGAGGGGCCGCCGGACCAUCGCGCCGGAGGACUACGCGUCCACACCUGAUGGCCUGAAGUACUACGAUCUCAUUGAAGGGAAGGGCCCAACUGCCGAGAAGGGAUCAACUGUCCAGGUUCAUUUCGACUGCAUAUACCGCAGCAUCACCGUGGUGUCGAGCCGCGAGGCCAAGCUCCUCGCGGGGAACCGGAGCAUCGCACAGCCCUAUGUGUUCACCGUCGGAUCGCUGCCUGGAAAAGAGCGGAAGCGCGAUUUCGCAGACACCGCCAACGGGCUGUUCUCCGCGCAGGCUUCGCCGAAGCCUCCACGGGCCAUGUACAUGAUAACCGAGGGAAUGAAAGUUGGAGGGAAGAGGAGGGUGAUUGUGCCUCCAGAUCUGGGUUAUGGGAAAAAGGGGCAGGGCGAGAUACCGGCUGAUGCUAGUUUUGAACUGGAUAUAGAGCUUUUGGAAGUGAUCCCUCCCGCAGAUAGUUGACCAUUUUUGCUUACACGUGGAAAAUACUGAUGAGGUACCUGUGAAGCUUCACAAAUUUUAGAGGGGUGUGUUUAUUUUAUACAGUACUUUUUUCGUUCUUAUCAAUGAGACGAGAGCUGUAACCGAGAAUAUGUUAAUAUUAUAUUUUGCCUGGAUAUAUAUCGAAACGUUGGGAGGCAAAGCUUUUGCGUUU